Penicillium cinerascens is the source of this 2592-nucleotide messenger RNA. RefSeq lists its product as uncharacterized. NCBI's taxonomy places the organism in Eukaryota, Fungi, Ascomycota, Eurotiomycetes, Eurotiales, Aspergillaceae. Gene Ontology annotation, biological process: regulation of DNA-templated transcription; DNA-templated transcription. Gene Ontology annotation, molecular function: zinc ion binding; DNA binding; DNA-binding transcription factor activity, RNA polymerase II-specific. The transcript has 9 exons. The record is from RefSeq and is a predicted model, not a curated record. The coding region runs from base 1 to 2592 and encodes 863 amino acids.
AUGAGCUCUAUGAAACAGUAUGAGAAGCGACGGCAUGCCACCAUGGCAUGCGUCUCUUGUCGGGAGAGCAAAGUAAAGGUAUUUCCCGCCCCGAUUUCCUACUCCUGGUGUGAUGGCGAUAUACCAUCUUGCUCUCAUUGUGCAAGCAAAAACAAAGAAUGUCUGUAUCAAGCCUUUGAUAAGAGAAAGUUACCUCUUCGUGUCGCAAUAGAGCUACUGAGCUGCCGAGUCCAUCAAUUGUAUCAAUUUAUCCAUGAAAACGGCCUUCGGCCCCCGAAAAUGCCUGAUGAUAAGGAUGCUACCCUGCAAGGAAUUCUCGACACCCUUGGAAUGACAGAGCAAGCCGUCAGUCUAAUACCACCCCCGAAUAAUGCAACCAUUAAGCCGCCAAGUAUGGUCAAGCACGAUGAUUACCCUUUACCUACUUCUACGAUGGCCCCUUUCGAUGUCUCCUCAGAGGGAUUCGGGUGCAGGAGCUUGGAUCAACAACAUACUACUGGUCUGCCCGUAACUGAGCAGGGUAAUUGUUUACCAGAUUCAGGUUUGUCGUCAAUUCCGCAACAUAACGACUCUUCAAUUAUUGCGCUUGAAGGUGAUCAGUCAGCCUUGACAGAAGAUAGCCCGGGCAGUAUUUUCAACGCCUGGCUUUUUGACCUAGACUUCGGUACACACAUUGCAUCCUCUGCAUCCAACAUGCAAGAACAACCACAACAACCACCACAACCUAUCCUGCGUUCUUCACCAAAUGAUGAUCUUACUAUACCACCGACGGCCCAGGCAGGAUCUACCGAACCUGUUUAUAGCGAUAGUGGCUCUACCCUUUUCAAGGAACCGGCCGGCACAUCCGACAUUGAAGGCCUGGUUGACGAGAUCUCCGACCGAGUUGGUAUCUUAAAAAUUGGCCCUGGAGGGAAGACACGCUUUUAUGGCCCAACAUCCACAUUCAAUUUGAGGGAAAUGCCAGUCUCGGACAGUUAUGAAGCUGAUCAACCAAGCUACACCUAUCAUUCUGGGUCAGAGGAAGAAAUCCCUGCGGCUCUAGAAGAUCAUCUUCUCGACCUUUAUUUCAGCUGGCAGGACCCAUCAUUCCAUGUCGUUGAUCGAUAUAUCUACGAAGAAGCAAAAGAAAAGCGGAACAACCUGGAAGAGACUCCUUUCUAUUCGGAGGCACUGCGGAAUGCAAUGUGUGCGCUUGGUAGCGCUUUUGAACCCCGAUACCAUCCGACUAUUAUCACCUUUCCGAAGACGCUUGUUGAGUUUUUUGGCGAUCGCUCGAAGUCAAUACUUGAAACGGAACUAGAUUCUCCUUGUGUCGCAACCGUUCAAGCAAUGGUCAUCUUGAGCAGCCAUGAGGUUGGAAACGGAAAAGAUGCAAGAGGGUGGCUGUAUAGCGAAACCUUACUUGCUACCCAAGGAUCGGCAUUGAGGCUAGCAUUCGAUCUUGCUUUGCACCUUGACAUGUCUAGCUACGUGUCUGCAGGGAUAAUCUCAGCUGCCGAUGCAGACCUUCGCAGGACUGUCUUCUGGGCCGCAUAUAUUGUUGACCACCAAUUAGGUUUCCAUCUAGGUAGACCCUUUCGCACCAGCAUGGAGGAUGUGACAGUUGGAAAGCCCCGUCAAAAUGCAGGUUCCAGAGAGCAUUGCAGAUGGAAACCCUGCGAUUCAUCGUCGUCUGCCAGCCAUGGCUCUGGAUUGCUGGACAGCAAAGACACAAUCAGCCAACAACUUGUUUCCCUCUGCGAGCUGAUGGCUCCAUGCGGGUAUAUCUUAUAUAGUACCUCCAGUAUCUCAAAAGGGACCCUUCAAGAGCUCAAUGCCAAAAUUGUCGCCGAGCUCCGCAAGUGGAAAGCUACCCUUCCACCUAUCUUACAGAUUGAUCUUGACGACGUCACCUCGCCAUACCUUCCGCAUGUGCUGCUUCUCCACAUGCAAUACCACCAGAACAUAAUCUAUGCCCACAGGCCAUGGAUGUCAAAAAGCCACCUACAGCCGCAACCACCAAGAGGACCUGGAUUCACACACGCCCGCGAAAUGUGCAUCCAAUCCGCCAUCACAAUCUCCAAAAUCCUUAACAUGUAUGAGUCUCGCUACACGCUGCGCCGAAUCAACGUACAAGCGGUUUCCAUCACAUCCUCCGCCAUUCUAUUACUCCUCUUCGCCGCCGUCUUGAAUUACCCCUGCCACUCUCGAGACGACAUCUCACUGUAUCUAUCGACAUGUUUCAGAGCAUUGGAUGAGUUCGCUCUUUCCUGGAAAAGCGCCCAGAGAGCAAAGGACCUUUUAGUCGGUUUACAGCGUCAAUGGGAUCUGCGGAUGCGGUCUAACAAACUGCCACAGCGGGCAGACGGGGUAUUGUAUAGUCCGCGGAAACGGUCGAAAACUUCUGGCGGACUUCAUCGGAUGGCGCCUGUUUCCCGUGAUACAGCUUCGCAGAUAGACCUCUAUCUGGAUCCUUUGCUUAUGACAGAGGCGGAAACCCUUUGCGGAAGGAAUAGUCAGGAUAUUUUCCUUUUGGCCCCUGAUGGUGGUGGUUUGAAUGGUCACAGCAGCAGUUAUGUGUCAGACCAAAUCCAAAAUUGGCUGGAUGCGUAA